GGACCUUUAAUUUAACAGAGUUGCGUUUUUGACGUUUCGCUUAAAUGUUUGUAUUUUGUAAGCGCGCGAUAUUUUACAAAAGUAUUUAAAAUGAGUAAAAAGUCUACACGCUUUUCAAAACCUAUCAAGGAAACACCUGUUCCAGCAGCGAAAGCCCCGGCACUUUACAAAGUGAUGUUCAUAUCAAAAGAGCUAUUGGAAGAUCCUGAAAAUGAAUUAACCUUGGAGUACUUUUAUCAUCCUGGAAAAGGCAAGCCUACACUUUUUAUUACAAAAUCCAACACAGAGCUAAUGGAAGUAAAAGAAUUUGCCGAACCAAGGCGUAGCUGGUUAAUCAACGAUGAUGUGUGUUCAGACGGACGCAUCUUCAUGACAACACCGAUUGAUAUAACGCUGCUUGCAUUGCAUCAUAUACGUUUACAUUGUUCACAAAAAGCGCUGACUUUAGCUGAUAUUGGUGAGGCAGAUGAUAAGAGCACGUUGCGAUUACUGCGUGAAUUUGUACGCGGCGAGGAGCACUUGAGAUGUAUCGCCGAUGUUAAAAAAGCCAACGGGAUGGUAUUUUACAAAUAUAACGCUGAGCGAACACUGGCGUGGUUAGCAAUUAAAACACGUCGUGUAACAGAAAAGCUGCGCAGCAUUGGUGUGCAUUGUGGUCAGAGUGCCAUGUCAAAAAAUUAUGUACGUGGUGAACUUGAGGGCGAAAACAGGGAAGAAUCUGAUAUGGAUUAUUUACGCAUGGCAUGCGACAUAGUCGGUGACUAUUUGGAUGUAGACUUACACGAGAAGCUUAAAGAAUAUUUGGAAAUACCCGAAGAAAAGCUGUUGACAACUGCGCCGAAGAAGGAGGAAAAAGAGAAAGGUGGAAAGAAACGAAAAUCUUUGCUGCAACUUAAUUCGAAUGAAAACAAGAAAAUAAAAUUGGAAGAUAAAGGCACAAAUGUAACGGAUAAACUUAAAAACAGUGGCUUGGUUGACGGUUCACCAACUAAUGACCAUAGCAGGCUAAAUAGUUCCAGUGAAGAAGUAAGCCCAGUUAGUGUGGCACAAGCAAUAAUGACUCCUUCGCCAGUUAAAGAGAGAAAUUUAACAGCUAAGGAAAAGGCGUUAGCAAAGAGUGCCAAAGGUACAAAAAGCAUAGCAUCGUUUUUUAGUAAGAAAUAAGGCAACGGCGGAUUUAUUUUGUUUGGUUUCUUUUUUGACUUAUUUUUUUAUAAGUAUAUAAUGUUUUGUUAUUUUAGU
This is a messenger RNA of Bactrocera oleae (olive fruit fly), 1242 nucleotides long. RefSeq names its product ribonuclease H2 subunit B. Gene Ontology annotation, biological process: RNA catabolic process. Lineage: Eukaryota; Metazoa; Arthropoda; Insecta; Diptera; Tephritidae. The record is from RefSeq and is a predicted model, not a curated record. Gene Ontology annotation, cellular component: nucleoplasm; ribonuclease H2 complex.